CCGGAACAUUAGUCGCUGGACUGAGAUACCGCUGGGCAUAAAUACGCGAAAUAUGCCACACACAGGUCAAGCUGGCGUUAAUCAGCUGGGCGGCGUUUUUGUCAAUGGUCGUCCACUGCCCGAUUGUGUGCGUCGUCGCAUUGUCGAGUUGGCUUUGUGUGGCGUACGACCGUGCGACAUAUCACGCCAAUUGCUGGUCUCACAUGGUUGCGUUUCGAAAAUUUUGACGCGGUUCUAUGAAACUGGCUCCAUACGACCGGGCUCGAUUGGUGGCAGCAAAACCAAGCAAGUCGCCACGCCCACCGUGGUCAAGAAAAUCAUACGAUUGAAGGAGGAGAACAGUGGCAUGUUUGCUUGGGAAAUCCGCGAGCAAUUGCAGCAGCAACGCAUUUGUGAUCCCUCCUCGGUGCCCUCGAUCAGCUCCAUCAAUAGAAUAUUGCGCAAUAGCGGUCUCUGGACCGAUGAGAUGACAUCAAGUCAGCAAAAUGCUGCUGCCGCCGCGGCUGCCACACAACAAAUGUCGUCUGUUGCCUAUUCAACGCAAGCUCAUCUCUAUGCGAAUAGCGCGGCCGCUGCCGCUGCUGCCGGCAGUAGUAAUGCUCCCGGCUGCUCAGCCACAGCCGACGGUGCUAGAGUACCCACGGCCACUUUGGUACAUCGCUCAGCUCUACCGCCUUUGGGCACAGCCCACCACGCACACGCUUCUUCCCACCUCGCCGCUAUGACCGCUCAUCCGCAUGUCGGCCACACACCACAUCCGCUCAGCUUGUCAGCACAGUUCCGCUAUAGCUCUGCCGCAGCUGCUGCUGCCGCCGCUGCAGCGGUAGCCGCCAAUGAGCAUGCUAGAGGAAAUGUCAACGCAACGCAAGAGGCACGCUUAAUGGCAACCACCAGCGUUACGGGCACGAUUGGCGAUAUGCCCAUCAAACCAGCGCCUAAGCAUCCAGCCGCCGCGCAUAUGGCCGCAAUAAGCGCCGCUGGCAGUAGCAAUUCGACACUUGCACAACUCUCAGCUACAGUUACGUCAGCCGUAUCGGGUCAACUCAGUGCACAGGAUCUCACCUACACAGCAUUACACAAGCACUGGCUGUGGCAUCCCUCGUUGCUAUACUACUCCACGCAACACGCGCAGGCCGCCAGUCAAUUUUUACCCUACGCGCAAGCUCAGUGUCCAGCCUAUUUCCAUGCCGGCGGUAGUGGUAGCAGCAGUAGCGGUAUUGGCAGCACACUUAGCAUCGAGGGCACCAUCGAUUUGGUGUCACAUAGCGCCAGCGAUGCGGUUAGCGACUGUGAUUCGGGUAAGUCUUCGCCAGCGACGUCGCUAAACGCGGCACCCACAGUUAGCUCCCUCAGCGGCAGGGAGUCAGCACAGGGCAGCGUGACCAACUGCCGCAAGCGUAAUCCCUACUCUAUCGAGGAAUUGUUGAAGAAACCGGAGAAGCGCAUGCGCUUGCAAGGUGCGAGUCCGCGCAAGGAGGACGAAUCAAGUGGCAGCAGCGGCAGUUCGAGCGUCAGUAGCCGCAGCAGUUGUUGUGAUGACAGCUCAGAUGAGACGCGCAGCCAACAGAACGAAGCACUGGCCGCUGACGACUGCAAUGAUAAUGUAGAGGUUGUGAACUAACUUGACUAAUGAGAUAAUGAGAGAGAGAGGGAAAGAGAGGAGAGGAAGA
Bactrocera latifrons is the source of this 1670-nucleotide messenger RNA. It is a transcript of the gene Poxn, whose product is annotated as paired box pox-neuro protein. The coding region runs from base 53 to 1621 and encodes 522 amino acids. The transcript has 4 exons. Lineage: Eukaryota; Metazoa; Arthropoda; Insecta; Diptera; Tephritidae. Gene Ontology annotation, molecular function: DNA-binding transcription factor activity, RNA polymerase II-specific; RNA polymerase II cis-regulatory region sequence-specific DNA binding. Gene Ontology annotation, biological process: regulation of transcription by RNA polymerase II; anatomical structure development. The record is from RefSeq and is a predicted model, not a curated record.